AUGAAAGUAGCAACGCUGCAGUUUGCCCCUCGUUUGGGCGAUGUCGAUGGGAAUAUUAAGAGAGCCAAUGAACUUCUCAAGAACGGGAAGGUAGUGCGGGGCGUUGGCAUUGGGGUUGGACUUGAUCUCCUGAAGCCGGAUGUUUUGAUUUUGCCCGAGUUGGCCUUGACGGGAUACAACUUCCCCUCGUUGGAGGCUAUAAGACCCUUCCUUGAGCCCGUUGGACAAGGUCCUUCCGCGCAGUGGGCUCGAGAAACGGCAAAAUGCUUCAAUUGCAAAGUCUGCGUGGGCUAUCCGGAAGUCUACCGAGGAGAUGAUGCCCAGCAGGCUGAUUCAUCUAACCCCACAGAGACUUGCUACAACUCCCUUCUGGUGGUGGACGAAACCGGUGAUAUCAUCCUAAACUACCGUAAAUCGUUCUUAUACUACACGGAUGAGACGUGGGCGGCUGAGGGCAACCCUCAGCAAGGCUACCACCAGCUCUCCUUCCCAAACUCGAGUCAAAGCUCGGUGGAGUCCCAGAUAGCUACCUCUUUCGGCAUCUGUAUGGACAUCAACCCAUACCGGUUCGAGGCUCCCUUUACUGCCUGGGAAUUUGCUAAUCGGGUCUUGGAUACGAACUCUGAGCUGGUCAUACUUUCUAUGGCUUGGCUGACCUUGUUGGAGCGGAACGAGCUCGACUCACUCGGUGAUGAGCCGGACUUAGACACUUUCAAUUACUGGAUCCAGCGGUUCAUGCCGCUUAUCAGGAAGAAGAUGGGCCAUGAGACCAACUUCGAUGGCGAUGAUGCUAGUCACGGAAAGAAGAUUAUCAUUGUGUUUGCCAACAGAGCCGGAGAAGAACCGGGUGCGGAAGGGACAAACCCAGCUCGGUACGCGGGCACGAGUGCUAUCGUAGCAAUCACACAGAAACCAACAAUCCGUACAUGGAGUAAGGAAACUUCUAUUGAAGAAGGAGAUCCUGGUGCCGAUACAGAUGCCGCUGAGACAGAUGCACCGUCAUUUGAUACGAAAAUUCUAUGUUGGGAUAUGAUGGGUGCGACGACGGAAGGUAUAUGUUUUGCCGACACUACGGCAGACCCCAGCAUGGUGUUUGGAUUGGUCAAAGCUUCAAAAUGA
This is a messenger RNA of Aspergillus niger, 1119 nucleotides long. RefSeq lists its product as uncharacterized. Lineage: Eukaryota; Fungi; Ascomycota; Eurotiomycetes; Eurotiales; Aspergillaceae. Bases 1 to 1119 code for a protein of 372 amino acids. Gene Ontology annotation, biological process: protein catabolic process. The transcript has 2 exons. The record is from RefSeq and is a predicted model, not a curated record. Gene Ontology annotation, molecular function: protein-N-terminal asparagine amidohydrolase activity; protein-N-terminal glutamine amidohydrolase activity.